Molecule: messenger RNA, 2967 nt
Organism: Lachancea thermotolerans CBS 6340
Lineage: Eukaryota; Fungi; Ascomycota; Saccharomycetes; Saccharomycetales; Saccharomycetaceae
Gene: CCC2
Product: Cu(2+)-transporting P-type ATPase CCC2
Exons: 1
Coding region: 1-2967 (988 amino acids)
Biological process (GO): copper ion homeostasis; monoatomic cation transport
Cellular component (GO): membrane
Molecular function (GO): ATP hydrolysis activity; copper ion binding; P-type divalent copper transporter activity
Source: RefSeq, a predicted model, not a curated record
AUGGGUAAAGGCAAAGUUGCAGUGUACCAUGUGGAAGGCAUGACGUGUGGGGCGUGCGCCGUGGCGAUUGAAACGGAGCUUAAACGCGUAAAAGGUGUCAAAGAUGUGACUGUUUCACUAGCCACAAACGAAUGCAGGGUGGAGUUUGACGGGCAGCAGGUCGAGCAGCCGGCUUUGAAGGGGGCCAUUAUGGACUGUGGUUUUGACGCAACGCUUGCAAAACAACAACAAGAAGUGCCAAGCCUUCAAGAGCAAAGCUCAGCGGUGUUUUCGGUGCAGCACAUGACCUGCGGAGCUUGUGUUGCGACGAUCACACAAAACAUAAGCGCUGAGCGCGGUGUUCUGGAAGUGGACGUCUCUCUAGCCACUGAAGAAUGUCAUGUGGUUUUUGUACCGGAAAUGAUCACUCCCGCGCAGAUCAAAGAGAUCAUCGACGACAGCGGGUUCGAGGCAGAGCUUAUUAAUGGCGCCGUUGCAACAAAGUCACAAAGUUCACAAGUACGCCAAGCAUCACUAAAGGUACUGGGAAUGACUUGCGGCUCGUGCGUCUCUACUGUUGAGUCCACACUAGCUGAGAUGCCCGGAGUUUUAUCGGUUCAGGUGUCGCUGGCGACAGAAGAAGCUGAAAUGCAAUAUGACUCUAGUAUUAUCGGUAUCCGUGAUAUGGCGCGCAAAAUUGAAGAACUCGGAUUUGAAAGCACGGCAGUCAACUCAUAUGACAAUACGGCACAAGUUAAACAGUUAGCUAAGGUGCGUGAGAUUUUCUUCUGGAAGCACACCUGCGUAAGGGCAUGUCUCAGCAUGGUGUUCAUGCUGCUGCUUUACAAAUUCAUACCGCGCUUAUCCCCCAAGGUGAGAAGCUGGGCAUUAUACCAGCAAAGUCCGAUCCCAGGCCUUUUCUAUCGCGACAUCGUUGGUUUUAUGGUUACAUGCUACGUGCAGUUUUGGGUCGGCCGACACUUUUACAAAGCAGGGUUUAAAUCCAUCAAACACGGUAGUGGAUCGAUGGAUACAAUAGUGCUACUAUCCACAUUGUGCUCCUUUGCAUUUUCACUAUACUCGAUUGCCAACAACAUAAUAAAAAAGUCCGAUAAGCUGCCUAAUGUUGUCUUUGAUGCUUCCACAAUGCUGAUCGGCUUUAUCUCGGUAGGCAAACUCCUUGAGAACAAGGCUAAAUCGAGAACAAAUACGUCUCUUUCCAAACUAAUAUCAUUGGCCCCUUCCACAUGCACAAUAAUUGAGAACGGUGAGCCAAGAGAAAUCCCAGUUGAGUAUCUACAGGUUGGCGAUGUUGUUGAGAUUAAGCCCGGAGCGCGCUUACCCACGGAUGGCGUAAUAAUUCAGGGCGAAAGUGAAAUUGAUGAGUCUCUAAUAACAGGAGAAUCUCUUAUGGUCCCUAGGUAUAAGGGCUCUCCAGUCAUUGCGGGAUCUAUUAACGGUCCUAAUCAUUUUCUUUUCACCGCCACUAGUGUAGGUGAUGACACAAAGCUAUCUCACAUUAUACAAACCAUGAAACAAGCGCAACUUAAUAAAGCGCCAAUCCAACAUUAUGCUGACUAUCUCGCAUCCAAGUUUGUGCCUACUAUUCUCAUGUUGGCUUUGAUAACCUUUGCCACAUGGCUUGUUCUCUCGCAUGUCUUGUCUCAGCCUCCGGCGAUAUUCAACGAUCCAAAUGGUAAGUUUUUUGUCUGCCUUGAAAUGACAAUCUCUGUUAUUGUUGUUGCCUGUCCAUGCGCUCUGGGCUUGGCCGCACCCACAGCCAUUAUGGUAGGUACUGGGCUAGGCGCUCGUCAUGGGGUUUUGAUCAAAGGCGGAGACAUUCUAGAGAAGUGCAAUACACUGGGCACAUUUUUGUUUGACAAAACAGGCACUUUGACCACUGGACACAUGACAGUUCAUGAAUAUUGUGCAAUGGGUGGUUCUAGCUCGUUAAGCACUGAGCAGCUUCUAUGCAUAAAUGCGGCUGAGGCUGUCAGCGAACACCCGGUCGCCAAGGCUUUGGUUGACUAUACGUCUCAGCAAUUGGCGGGGUGUAGUAAAACCGCUAUCGUUACAAAAAGCCAAGUGGUCCUCAGUGGCGGGCUAAUCUGCGACUGUGAGCUUGAUGGUAAAAGCUAUCAUGUUGUCAUCGGUAACAAAAAUGUUUUACAGAGAGAAUCGCUCCCUUCAGCUAGUAAUAACACGGUGGCUUAUGUCGAGAUUGACGGCGAGGUUAUUGGCAGGUUUGAGAUAACCGAUCUAAUCAAAAAGGAUGCGGCAGAAGUUGUUAAGUACCUUCAGGAAAAAGGCCAUAGAGUUUGUAUGGUUACGGGCGACAACCGAGAUUCUGCUUUGAAAGCUGCAGGGGAAUUAGGCAUAGAAUCCAGCAAUGUGUUCAGCGAACUGACUCCAACGGGCAAAAAUCAAUUGGUCAGAGAUCUGCAGGAAGGUAGUGGUCAAAAUGUUGCAUUUGUUGGCGACGGCAUAAACGACUCUCCUGCUCUAGUGACAAGCGACCUCGGCGUUUCCAUAUCUACAGGGACGGAUAUCGCCAUGGAAGCUGCUGACCUCAUUAUUCUGAGCCGCUCAGAUCACGAAAAUGCCACUCUCCGCGAACUUGUAUAUGCACUUGACAUUGCCCAGAAAACAUUUCGUCGCGUAAAAAUUAACUUCUUCUGGGCUUUGUGCUAUAACCUGUUCAUGCUUCCAAUUGCUAUGGGCGUUUUGGUCCCUUGGAAUAUCACACUAGAUCCUAUUGUAGCGGUUGCUUGUAUGGCAGCUAGCUCUGUGAGCGUGGUUGGAAGUUCGUUGCUACUUAACGGCUGGAAGCCGCCAGCAUUGGAGGUUUCUGCCAACACUGGCAACAGAAGUAUGUGGUCUUCUCUGGCUAAGGUCUUCCGUGGACGCCAUGAUGCACAGCCUGAUGAUAUAGAGUUGCAAGCUGGCUUAAUACCACAUGCAGCAUCUUCGAAUAGCUUAGAGGAAUGA